AUGUUUCGCACCGCAAUCACCGCUCGCAUCCCCGCUCUCUCGGCCGCCCGCGCUUUCCACUACACGCCGGCGGCGGCUGAAUCUGCAGCGGAGAAGGUCAAGAAGACCGCCAAAGAUGUCAAUAUCAAGGUAGGACAAACGUUGGCAGCUGGCAUUGAGAAGGGAGAGAAGGCGACUCAAGCAACUAAAGAGACGUUGGGUGUAAAGACGGAGCAGGCUAAACAAGGAGCGAAGGAAGAUGCUGAUCUCGUUGGUCAGAAAGCCAACCAGGCCGCGGCUGGCGCACGGGUUGCAAAAGAAGACUUUAAGAACGAGGUGAAGAAGUAA
This is a messenger RNA of Punctularia strigosozonata HHB-11173 SS5, 327 nucleotides long. RefSeq lists its product as uncharacterized. The record is from RefSeq and is a predicted model, not a curated record. Lineage: Eukaryota; Fungi; Basidiomycota; Agaricomycetes; Corticiales; Punctulariaceae. The transcript is spliced from 4 exons. Bases 1 to 327 code for a protein of 108 amino acids.